UUUUAAUGAAAAAGACAAUGAUUUAUGUGAGGUUGAUAUUUGAGAAAGUACAGAGUGAGAAAUUGGGGAAAAAAAUAACUAUUACUAUGAAGAAAGUAAAAAGGGAAUUAUAAAGUGUGAGAAGGCAAAAAACUAGAUAUUGGAUUAGUUAUUCCCUGGGUUUUUGCUGAAAGUAGUAUUGAUGAUGAUUAUUUCCAAUUGGCACUCUUAAAGUGUGAGGUUUGGAUACCAUAAAUUCAUAUAUCUUUUCCAAUAGAAGCUGUCUAGAAACUUGAUUACAGACUCCAGUGAUGAAAACUUCCAUUAGUUUAUAGAUUAAAAUGUAUUGCACCCCUUUGAGUAAAAUUGGUAAGGAGUAGGUUUUAUCUUCUAUAUAUCCACAGAAAACACAGAAGUGGGAGCGCAGUUUGAAAUAUUUCACUUCUUGAUGGAGCACCAAUAUUGAGAGAUUGGGGGAGUACAGAUUUGAAAUUCAUUCAGAAAAGUUUAGGGAGAUACUCGAGUUAUCUUUAAAUUUCAUGCAAUCAUAAAAGGGUAGUGUCCCUAGGUGUUUGAAUGCUCCCUGCUAAUUAUUAGAUGAGUUACCCUGGGGAAGUUCCUGAGUCUUCUUAACCCUCAGUUCUCUCAUGCAUCUCAAGUGUUGUUCUCAUAUGGUUGUUGUGGUAAAAUGGAAGGCAUUCAUAAAAACGACUAUUUAUCACCCUCUUCCCUGCAAAGAAGUGACUGAAAACACCUCAAAUCCCUAAUCACAUGACUAAACACAGAUGGUAAAAUAUAGAAGCCUCUUGUUUCCAACAGGUAGAGCACAAUGGAAAGAGCUAAUGGCACCACCUUCUCCAGAUUCAUUCUCUUGGGCUUCUCUGGCAGACCCCAUCUGGAGACAGUUCUCUUUGUGGUUAUCCUAAUCACCUACUUGUUGAGCUUUCUAGGCAAUAGCACCAUCAUACUUUUGUCAACUUUGGAAUGCCGUCUCCAUACCCCUAUGUAUUUCUUCCUCUCCAACUUGUCUUUUAUGGAUCUUUGCUUGACUACUUGUACUGCCCCUCAGACACUGGUCAACUUCAAGGGGAAGGACAAGACCAUCACCUAUGGUGGCUGUGUCACACAGCUCUUUAUUGCCUUGGGACUGGGGGGAGUGGAAUGUAUCCUCCUGUCUGUCAUGGCUUAUGACCGUUAUGCAGCUGUCUGCCGCCCACUCCACUACAUGGUGAUCAUGCAUCCCCAGCUUUGCUUGCAGUUGGUUGCAACUGCUUGGCUUACAGGCUUUGGCACUUCUGUGGUCCAGACGGCAUUGACCAUGACUCUCCCUCUCUGUGGUAGAAACCAAGUGGAUCAUUUCUUCUGUGAAGUCCCAGUGAUGCUGAAACUGGCCUGCACCAACACCUCCAUCAAUGAGGCUGAAGUCCUUGCUGUCAGUGUCUUCUUCCUGGUGGUGCCUCUCUCACUCAUCUUAGUGUCCUAUGGUCACAUUACCCGUGCAGUCCUGAUGAUAAAGUCAGCACAGGGGAGACGGAAAGCUUUUGGAACCUGCAGUUCUCAUGUCCUGGUGGUGAUCAUUUUCUUUGGCACGCUGAUCUCCAUGUACCUCGAGCCUCCCUCCAGUUACUCACAGGAUAUGAACAAAAGCAUGGCACUCUUCUAUACUCUGGUGACUCCCCUGCUGAAUCCGCUAAUUUACACUCUGAGAAACAAGGAAGUCAAAGGGGCACUGAAGAGAUUAGUGGGGAGAACCAUAGCCUCAAGAAAGAGUUAAUACAGGGCUUGCAGGCUCAAUCACUUGUGCUCUGGAAAACUUCUUAGCAGCUAAAGCUAUUUUUAACGUAACUCAACAAAUCCUCAUGCAGCACGUAUUAUGUACCAGGCCCUUUCUAAGUAUUUGGGAUAUGUCAGUGACCGAAAAAGAGA
This is a messenger RNA of Loxodonta africana (African savanna elephant), 1905 nucleotides long. Its product is annotated as olfactory receptor 2G6-like. Lineage: Eukaryota; Metazoa; Chordata; Mammalia; Proboscidea; Elephantidae. Gene Ontology annotation, molecular function: G protein-coupled receptor activity; olfactory receptor activity. The transcript has a single exon. Bases 809 to 1753 code for a protein of 314 amino acids. Gene Ontology annotation, cellular component: plasma membrane. The record is from RefSeq and is a predicted model, not a curated record. Gene Ontology annotation, biological process: detection of chemical stimulus involved in sensory perception of smell; G protein-coupled receptor signaling pathway.